Messenger RNA from Giardia duodenalis, 381 nucleotides. RefSeq lists its product as uncharacterized. Lineage: Eukaryota; Fornicata; Diplomonadida; Hexamitidae. Bases 1 to 381 code for a protein of 126 amino acids. The record is from RefSeq and is a predicted model, not a curated record. The transcript has a single exon.
AUGCGCUGCUUGUUGCAAAAGCGGAAACAGAUAUGUUCACAACUGCUCCCGGAAGGUGUCUCUUGUGCUGAUUAUGUGUCUGUCGUAUCUCAAUUACCACCUCUGGAAGUUGAAGAGCAGAUUUGUCACUGGGACAUAGCAACGCUAGCUGACCCCGACUUCGUGAUAGAGUAUUCUCCCGAGCAAUAUCCCCUGUUAUCGGUGACCCGUGGAGGUGUCCAACUGGUUUUAAAUGUUGCUGGCCAAGGCGUCUUUAGCACCUCCUGCGUCACCACUGCAGCAGAGUUUUCCGCUCACCUCUUGGCGGCCCUGACGGUAAGAGGCUAUGAGCCCGAGUAUGAAAUAAAGCUGCUGCAGUCGGACAAUUCAGCUAAAAAUUGA